Cooperia oncophora is the source of this 291-nucleotide messenger RNA. Lineage: Eukaryota; Metazoa; Nematoda; Chromadorea; Rhabditida; Trichostrongylidae. The record is from the annotation of a GenBank genome assembly.
AUGUACGAAGAGCGCUACUACUCGUCUCCUGUGGCAGGUUAUCCUCCUUAUUAUGAAUCACCUGUCACGUAUACUCCACCGCCACAUCGAGCUUAUCUUCAAAGAUAUCCUUAUCCUCCACCUAUUGAUCCUUACUACCCACCCUCACCGUACUACUACUAUCCUUCGUUUGAUAUGCGACACGGAUAUAGACGUGAUUUCGAAGAGGGUUGUCUGGGAGCAUGCCUAGGAUGCUGUUUAGCAUAUCUGCUUUGCUGUUGUCUGACUACGACUGGAGAUUGUUACUGUUAA